This is a messenger RNA of Lymnaea stagnalis (great pond snail), 849 nucleotides long. NCBI's taxonomy places the organism in Eukaryota, Metazoa, Mollusca, Gastropoda, Lymnaeidae. The record is from the annotation of a GenBank genome assembly.
UGCCAAGGAGUUAGGAAUAGACAUGCAGGUUGUUGGCAAAGUUAGCAGAAUAUCCUCAUCUAAGGGGUCAGAACAUCCAAGAGUAAAUGAAUUCAUCAUUCCAACAAGCAAUGGUUGUGUGCUUAAUCCUAGUCAGGAUGAUAGAGAUGGUAGUCCAUCAGGACCAGUUGAGGGUAUGCUUAUAUUUUGAUAAUUUGUAGUACUAGGUAUUAUUUACAUCUUGUAAAAAUAUGGAAUAAUGCUUGUCUUCAAUGUAUAAAGACUUUUAGCUGCCAAUUUUGUCAUGUAUAAAUAUGUAUUUAUAGAAACUAAGUUGUAUGUUUGACUAAUACUUGAAAUAACAUUUGUUUUUCAUUUCAACUUUCCAAUACACAUUUAUAGUACUAGGUAUUGUUAACAUAUUUUAAACAUGUGGAAUAAUGCUUGUUUGUCUUCAUUAUAUAAAUGACUUCUGGUUUCCAAUUUUCGCAUUUAUAAUUAUGUAUUUAUAGAAAUUAAGUCAUUUAAUUAUGUUAUGCAUGGAAUGACAUUUGUUUUUCAUUUUAAGGGUCUAAUCCACUUUUAUUUUUGUUCUUUAAAUCAUAUUGAUUACUUUAAAUGAAGUAACUAAUUAACUUUAUCAUUGUCUUAUGUGUUACAGAUAUUUUCAAGUGCAAAUUUUGUACUCUUGCAUUCUCACAUCAAAUAUUCCUUGACAAUCACUUGAGAAGAAAACACAAUGACGACUAUUGGAAAAUGAAGCAGGUGGAAGUAUCCAGAGAACAAACUGACCAAUCAAAUGUGGGAAAAUACUUGUUGCAAAGAAGUCUAAAGAAGAAAGAAACUUCUCCUGUGAGAGUCAGACAACUC